Serpula lacrymans var. lacrymans S7.9 is the source of this 1005-nucleotide messenger RNA. RefSeq lists its product as uncharacterized. The coding region runs from base 233 to 907 and encodes 224 amino acids. NCBI's taxonomy places the organism in Eukaryota, Fungi, Basidiomycota, Agaricomycetes, Boletales, Serpulaceae. The record is from RefSeq and is a predicted model, not a curated record. The transcript is spliced from 7 exons. Gene Ontology annotation, cellular component: nucleus.
AUUCAAGUUCCACUACCAUCCACUCUGCAUAUACAACGACUGAUUUGGCUGCGUUGUGAUAUUACAACAUAAACUCGCAUACACUCAAGGUAAGGCUUCAGACUUCAGCACUACUGCUUUACUUUAAAGGAAGCGUUUUGAGUCAGUUCACCAUUCACCUGUUGGCCUUCACUAUGCCAUUUACAGGACGACUCAGCUAGCACCUUUCAAUACACAGUACAAUCUAAAAUAAAUGGAGGAAGCAGUACCAUCACUUUCCGAAGGAGUUGUCGGCUCGCGUUUCGUUUCGUCGACUGAUAUCGAAGCAGCCAAAUCACGUCGUGAAGAACAGUGGAAGGCGGCAUAUGCCAGACUUGGCCAGGAGCCUCCAAAAUUGCCGGUAAACGAGGACUCGUACGAUGGCAGGAGCUUAGCUGAGAAACUGGCUGCGAACAGGGCUGCAAAACAAGAGGAAUGGGAGGAAAAGACGAAGCUAGCUAACCAGUUUCGUGCGUUGGAGGAGGACGAAAUCAUGUUCCUAGACUCCCUUCGAGAAAAGCAGAAUGAGGAAGAACGGUUGAGGAAGCAGCAAGAUGGCGAAGAACUAAUGGAUUUCAAAAAAGCUGUCGUUGCACGAGAAAAUGCGAUGAACAAGCCUCAACCAGUUACUACACCAAGCUCUGAACAAUCUCCCAGUCUACCUGCAACUACUAGCAAAAGCAAAAGCGUUCCAGCACCAUCCACGAAGAAAGACACGAAGAAACUGCUGAAAGGCGUACUAGUCAAGAAGAAGGCAAAAGUCACGCCGACCGAGUCUUCAAAUUCACCAUCACAAUCGACAAGUACUAAGGAUGCUGGUUCGAGGCGGUCAGACGAGGGUAGUAGAGACUCUCAGCCAGAAGCUAAGCGACGUAAGCUAGCUUCAUAGUUGCGAUACUUAACAUUAUAUUAUAUGUGUACAUCUAGCGCGAAUGUAUUCAUCUGCACUUCGCAUAUACUGGUGAUGCGGACUCGGUGAGUCCGGGC